Molecule: messenger RNA, 2346 nt
Organism: Cynara cardunculus var. scolymus (artichoke)
Lineage: Eukaryota; Viridiplantae; Streptophyta; Magnoliopsida; Asterales; Asteraceae
Product: wall-associated receptor kinase 2-like
Exons: 4
Coding region: 40-2346 (768 amino acids)
Biological process (GO): cell surface receptor signaling pathway; protein phosphorylation
Cellular component (GO): plasma membrane
Molecular function (GO): polysaccharide binding; protein serine/threonine kinase activity; ATP binding
Source: RefSeq, a predicted model, not a curated record
ACCCAAAAUACUCAAUUUUGAUCAUCACAAACAGCAAACAUGCUCUUAUUCUUCAUAGUUGUGUAUCUGUCAUACCUUCCAUUCUCGCAGGCAGCAACCACUAAUGUCACCACAACGACCAACAAUAAUAACAUUGCAAUUCCUGGUUGCCCAAGUAAAUGUGGCCACCUCACUGUACCAUACCCCUUCGGCAUCGGAUCUAACUCAGGUUGUUCACUUGGCCCUUGGUAUGACAUCACCUGCAACACAUCCUUCAAUCCCCCCAGAGCCUUUCUGCCGGCCAUUCUAUUUUCGUACACCGGAGACAACAAUUUUCAUCAGGUUGAGGUGGUAGAUAUCUCUGAUGAGCAUGUGAGAGUAAAAAACACGGUUGCUACCAAGUGCUACAGUCAAAUUGGUGAGACUAUUUAUCAAAGCUCUUCCGGCCUUGUGGUGGCGGAAUCUUGCUUCACCUUGUCGGAAUUGAAUAAACUGAUAGUUGUUGGGUGCGACGACUUUUCGCUCGUAUCUCCGGUGGGGGCGAUCGAAGGCAAGAAUUUCAGCUACGGAUGUGUUACGAUAUGCUCUAGCGUUCAAGAUGUUCUCGUUGGUUCAUGUGCAGGUAUGGGGUGUUGCGCAACGAGCUUGCCCACAGGUUUAACAACUUACCUUGCGAAUGUACGCACACUCAAAAACCACACCGAAAUAUGGUCUUUCAACAAAUGUGGCUACACUUUCCUUGGUGAGGAAAGUGCAUUUACGUUUCGGGGUGCUUCUGAUUUCACAGAUCCUGACUUUGUCGCUCGAACAAUCGAGACUGUUCCGUUGGUGCUUAAUUGGGUGAUUGGCAGUAGGAGUUGUGAUGCGUAUAAAAAUACGAGCGAUUAUCAUUGUCAACAGAAUAGUGUUUGUGUCGAUUUUGGGAGCGGCAACGGAGGUUAUAGGUGCUCAUGUAACAAUGGGUAUCAAGGCAAUCCCUAUCUUUAUCCUGGUUGCUAUGACAUUGACGAGUGUGCAGAUGAUAUGAAGAAUCCAUGUAAUGGAAGUUGCAGUAAUCUUCCAGGCAGUUUCAAUUGUUCGUGCCCUCAUGGCUACGAAGGAGAUGGGAGAAAGGAUGGGAAUGGUUGUAGGGCCACCAAUUCGAAAUCUCCAGCCCUUAAGUUGUCUCUUGGAAUGGGGUUCGGAUUCUUGUCUCUACUGAUCGGAAUGGGAUUCUUGUAUUUCAGCCACCAGAGAAGAAAGGUUAUCAAAUUGAGGGAGAAGUUCUUCCUAAAAAAUGGUGGCUUGUUGCUGAAACAACAAAUUGAUUCGAAUGAGGGUGGCGGUGUCAAUCAGUCGACAAAAAUUUUCACCACUGACGAGCUAAGAAAAGCAACAAAAAACUUCUCUGUAGAUAGGAUCCUUGGUCGUGGUGGCUAUGGGAUAGUGUAUAAAGGGAUCUUACCUGAUGGAAGUAUUGUUGCCAUAAAGAAGUCACGAAUGAUGGAUGAGACUCAGAUCGACCAAUUUAUCAAUGAAGUUGUCAUUCUUUCACAAAUUAACCAUCGAAAUGUUGUGAAGCUCUUAGGUUGUUGCUUGGAGAGUGAAGUUCCAUUACUUGUCUAUGAAUGUGUUUCCAAUGGCACUCUCUUCCAUCAUAUCCACACUGAUAGUGGAGUGUCUUGGUUAUCUUUGGAUAAUCGUUUAAGGAUAGCCGUUGAGUCCGCUGGUGCGCUUGCUUACCUCCACUUUGCAGCUCAAAAGCCCAUCAUCCAUCGAGAUGUCAAAUCUGCCAACAUACUAUUAGAUGAAAACUUGGUCACAAAAAUUUCGGACUUUGGAGCUUCAAGGUUGAUACCCUUGAAUCAAACGCAAGUGACAACAUUAGUUCAAGGGACAUUAGGAUAUCUAGAUCCUGAAUACUUUCACACGAGCCAACUAACAGAUAAAAGUGAUGUUUAUAGCUUUGGAGUUGUGCUUCUAGAGCUUCUAACAGGAAAGAAGCCGCUUUGCAUGGAACGAAGUCAAGAGGAAAGAAACAUAGCGACCUAUUUUCUUGUUUCUUUGAGAACGAAUAACUUACUUCAAAUUCUUGACCCUCGAGUGGUUAGAGAGGGUUCGCUCGACCAACUCCAAGAAAUAGCGUCGCUAGUGAAGCGCUGCCUCAGCAUGAAUGGAUACGACAGACCAACAAUGAAGGAAGUGGCUAUGGAGUUAGAAAGCUUAAGGAAAUUCACGAAGCAGCCAUGGGUUAAUCAACAUGGUAACGAAGAUGGUUUGAGCCGAAUGAGCGAGGGCGAACAAUCUGACCUCUAUAAUGUCUCAUUAUCAAAUCUCAAUUGGUCAGAUCAAAUAGCUUUGUUGUACCCUGUCGAUGAACCUAGAUGA